AAGAUGCAUGCACGCUUCCGGGUCUCGGUGCGUGCUCGAACGGCCAGUGUUGGAACGUUCGCUCCUGGACCGUUAAACCGCCUCGUUGCAAGCAACAACAAUAACAACAACAACAACAACGUCGGAGGAGGAGCCGGAACCGGAGCCAGGCGGUCGAGCUUGGGCUGAGCCGAUGCGAAGGAGAGAGCGAUCCAUCUUGCACCUUUCGCAUCAGGAUUACUAACAAAUCUAAGGCAAUUUCUGAAUGGCCUUAUAAAACGUGGCAGGUUUUAAAAAGUAACUCAUGGUACAGGUCUGAAGUGAAGGCCAGGGUGGAGAUGUGCCACAAAAGAGAAAAAGGCUGCUGCUAAACAAAGAAUGCCAACCAUUGGGAGGGUAAAACUAUACUGGAUUUUGAAGUCUGGUAAUUCCAUCCAACAAUUGAAUCUUGAUCAUUUUGCCUCAGAAGGAAGAUGAACUUCAAAAUUUGAAGAAAGAGGAAGGGGUCAAAAGUUGGGCUCCGGAAAUCCUCUCCACCACCCGCAAGGCAAGCCAGCCUUGUGAUGGAGUAUUCUUGACUUGUCAGGGUGGAUGCAACUGUAAUUACACUUGAAAGCUCAACAUCUCCCAGUGUUAGAUACCACAUCUGUUUGGAACUGUGAACUGGAAUAGAAGUUGAAAUACUAUAACUGAAAAACCAGGUUCACUGGUGUCCUUUCUGCUAGACUUUGUUUAUAUCUGCCUUUACUCAGACUCUAGAAUUGGCUGCCCAGUUGGCUAUGUAUAGCACUAUCUAGAUGGUAUGCUGUCUGUUGAUCAGUUGGAUAACAAGUCAUACACAUGGAACCCGACAAUGAUAUUGCACUGGAUAUUUUGAUAACAAACGUAGUCUGUGUCUUUAAAACAAGAUGUCAUUUAAAUCUCCGGAAGAUUGCACUGGAAGGAACAAAUGUGAUCUAUAAAAGAGAUGUUGGAAAAGUGUUAAUGAAACUGAGGAAACCCAGGAUAACAGCCACAAUCUGGUCUUCAGGGAAAAUUAUAUGCACUGGAGCCACGAGUGAAGAAGAUGCAAAAACUGGUGCUCGAAGAUUAGCCCGCCUUCUGCAGAAACUGGGUUUUCAGGUAAAAUUUGCUGGCUAUAAAAUUGUCAAUGUCCUGGCUGUAUGCACAAUGCCAUUUGAAAUCAGGCUACCAGAAUUCACAAAAAGAAAUCGGCCAAUUGCAAGCUACGAGCCAGAACUGCAUCCUGCAGCAUCUUAUAGAGUUAAAGCGUUAAAAGCUACACUUCAAAUUUUUUCCACAGGCAGUAUAACAAUAACAGCACCCAGCAUACAAUGUGUUGCAACUGCAGUGGAGCAAACCUAUCCUUUAAUCUUUGAAUCCCGAAAGAUGAUUAAAUAACCAUUCCUAUUCUGGGACCAUCCUUUUGGCUAUUGAAUAGAUGACUACAAAGACCAGUUUUACCAUAUAAUAAUUCUGGGAAUGGACAUACAGUAAAUGAGAGACUGUGAGAAGCUUAUAACAAUGUAUGAACACAAUGCAAAUGUAUUCAUAUUGGGAUGUUAAUAUUGUUUUAUUGUGAACUGUUUACAUGACAUGAUGCUGCUGUUUUUCUUGGGAGAGCUCUUUUAGUCUGUGCAGUAAGGGAAACAAGAUUGUAAAAUGUGCACUACAUUUAAAGUUGAACCAUUUUUUCUGGUUGAGCUUUUUUGUUUUAUUGUGAGGUCUUUUUUAAAAAAUAAAUUUAUGCUGUAUAUGAAAACCAAAGAUGCCACCAAUAUCAUUGUUCAUUUGGUUGAAGUGUUUAAAUAAAAAUUAAUAGAUGUGUAUUUAAUUUUAUGCAAGAACCCUGCCAUCACUCAUAGUUUCUUUUAAAAUAUAUAAACUGAGGAAUCAAUUUAGUAUUCAUGAAUAAACCCAAAACAUUAUUUGGGCAAUGAGUUUUGACCAACAAAUCUUUGCAAGUAAUAGUUGUGCUUAAAACUAAAUUCCCAUUUCAUAGUGAUUAAAAAUUUCAGGUAUACCUAGACGGAGUGUUCGUUUUUAAAAUCAAUAUUUUAUGGGCUAAUUAAAAAUGGAGGGUUCCUAAAAAUUGAAGUCAAGUCACGUUCUAUUAAUUUUUUAAAACACUAGUGCAUCAAACCUUUUGCAAAUUGUAAGAUAUUGACAAAUUAUUUAAAUAUUUGCAUGAUUGCUUGUUGAUCUUACAUUUUAAAAUUGAUCAACUAAGCUAAGAACUUCAUAUACAGCACCAUCUAAUGGAUCAAAAAGGCAGUGUAAAGUUGUUUAUUAAAAUGCUGUGAUGCAUACCAUUUAUCAUAAACAUUGGAAGUGUGUUAAAACAUCGUAACAAAUGUUGCAUUAAUAUUCUAAGCCAAUCCCUUAGGAAACAUUUCUGUAUUUGAAAAAAAUCUUUCAUGGGACGAGAAUUAAAUAGCCCAUAAUGCUGCAGACGGUGAAUUUAAACAGGAACCUCACCUCCCACAGAAUAAAGAGAAUCUCACUGCUGUUGGUGAGUUUCAGUGUUUUUUUUUAUUUUUGUUUGCUGUCAACUUAGGUGUACCUUUUGAGUUAUGAAUAUUUCAUACUCCAGAAAGAAAGCCAGUGACAACCGAUCACCAGUGAGAUUUAUUCUCUGAACCCAGAUUUAUUUUGUCUAUUGUUUUAAUAAAUACUGAAUUGAAAGUGUUUUGAUGCGCAGCUUUGAUUUGAAAGUUUUAAUGUACCUAUUAACAAGAAAUUACUUACGUAACUUAAAAAAAGAUGGUAUUGACCCUUCACCAUUUCUAAAGGAAAUAGUCAGUGCUUACGGUUUGCUGCAUAAUAAAUAUUUGAUAUUACAGUAUUUCAUCAAAUUUAAUUAUCUAAAAUGAAAACAAAGCUUGCAUUCUGCAAAUUACUAAGCUUGAAACUCUUGACUUUGUGCUGUAGAAUGCAUACUGCAGUAUAGCAGUGAACCUAUUCUUGAUUUGGCUCCUCUUUUUCCCAGCUGAAUAUUUAUUCCUCAGGUUGCAUGUCCAUCCUCAUGAGCAAGUAGCAUCUGUUUGAUAUAAGAAUACAAUUGAAUUUGAAAUAUGACUUUAUAAUUGUGAUUGCAAGGUAAUUCGCAAACAAAAAUAUUCAAUUGGAUGUUACUUCAUUUAAAUUAACAUCAAAAUUCACAUCAAACAUAAUCCUCUGAGUAUUGGAUAGCACUUCUGAAUAACCCAUUUUUUUGUAAGUUUUCUGUAAAUUUUCAAUCCUGGACAAAAUUGUAGAUGGAUGUAUGCAACGGUAACAUAUCAAUUUACAAUAUUCUCCCAAUAAAUGUAGACCUGAAUAUUUAAUAGUUGCUUAUUUAAUGUAGCAAUGCUUCCGCAUCCUCAAAGGGUUAUGUUGAAUGACAGAGUGCAUCUGUCAUGUAAAUAGUAUUUUUCAAUAUAUGUCAGCAUUGUUGCAUAGAUGUUAUGUCUUCAUUCCAAUUGCAAAUAGCUGGAACAUUGUAUUGCUUUUCUACCAGACCUUUCAAAUUGCCUCUACUGUUGUAUUUGAGUUGGAAGGACAAUUAUGUACUGCAAAGGCUAAAUGUUUGUGUUGAUAAGAUGUAGUUAAGAUGGUAUACUUUUUCAUAGAAAUAUGUAACUUUCAUAUGUAAAACUGUAAAUUCAGGAAAA
Messenger RNA from Hemiscyllium ocellatum (epaulette shark), 3632 nucleotides. RefSeq names its product TBP-like 1 (gene tbpl1). Gene Ontology annotation, biological process: DNA-templated transcription initiation. Gene Ontology annotation, molecular function: general transcription initiation factor activity; DNA binding. NCBI's taxonomy places the organism in Eukaryota, Metazoa, Chordata, Chondrichthyes, Orectolobiformes, Hemiscylliidae. The transcript is spliced from 12 exons. The record is from RefSeq and is a predicted model, not a curated record. The coding region runs from base 820 to 1380 and encodes 186 amino acids.